AAGGCUAAAGAAAGUCAAAUUGCACAAAAUUCCAUUUUAAGCAGUCAAAUUCGUUCAUCUCUAAUGCAUCAUGAAGGCUCCCCAAGAUCUAUAAGUCAAAAGCAGAGGAAAAACUAACACAGUUACACAAACACCUAUCUAUAAACCAUUGAUUGAAAAUCCCCCAACUUCUUACAGAGAACAUCUGCAGUUUGUGACAGGUCUUGUGGGAAUGUUUUACCAGGGCACUCAACUCCCCCCUCCAAACAACAGUGAUUCAUCAGAUGAUGGUGUUCCAGUUUCACCACCAAGAGUCAGACUCAGAGAUGGGAGGUACUUGGCUUAUAGAGAAAAGGGUGUCCCCAAGGACCAAGCAAAACACAGCAUCAUCAUUGUACAUGGCUUUGGAAGCUCCAAAGAUAUGAAUUUUCUGGCACCCCAAAAACCAUUAGACAUUGAAGUUCUGAUUAGAUACUUGGAUACAAAGAAGGAACUAAUAGAUGAAUUGGGUAUAUAUAUUCUGCAAUAUGAUCGAGCUGGGUAUGGAGAGAGUGAUCCAAACCCCAAACGCUCACUGAAAAGUGAAGCACUUGACAUUGAAGAGCUUGCUGAUCUGUUACAGAUAGGGUCAAAAUUUUAUUUGAUUGGUGUCUCAAUGGGAUCAUAUGCUACAUGGAGUUGUUUGAACUACAUCCCCAACAGGCUAGCAGGUGUGGCUAUGAUAGCUCCAGUGAUAAAUUAUCUAUGGCCUUCCUUCCCUGAGAGUCUGAUAAAAGAGGACUAUAGGAGGAAACUUAUCAAGUGGUCCAUGUGGUUUGCAAACUAUUUUCCUAGAUUGUUGUACUGGUGGGUGACUCAAAAGUGGCUCCCUUCAAAUUCUGUCAUAGAAAAAAACCCAGCUUUCUUCAACAAAAGAGAUAUAGAUAUUUUAGAGACAAUUCCUGGCUUCCCAAUGCUUACCAAGAACAAAUUAAGGGAACAAGUUGUUUUUGACACUCUAAGGGGUGACUGGAUGGUGGCCUUUGGCAACUGGGAAUUUGACCCUCUGAAGCUAAGUAAUCCAUUCCCUGAUAAUAGAAGUUCAGCUCACAUUUGGCAGGGCUAUGAAGAUAAGGUAGUGCCCUCUCAAAUCCAAAGGUUUGUUACACAGAAGCUGCCUUGGAUACAAUAUCAUGAAGUUCCAGAUGGUGGCCAUUUGAUUGUGCACUAUAGUGGCUUAUGUGAGGCCAUUCUGAAGGCACUUUUACUUGGAGAAGAAAAUCUUUCAUAUAGACCUAGACCAGAAGUAUUUGUAUCUUGAUUUACCAUGAUCUCUUAAUACAAUAUCUUUAUUGUUGAUUAUUUUUUUUCCUUUGGAGAAUGUCAAAUGUAAAUCACAUUCGUUGAUUGAAAGGAGGAAAAUGCCAUAGAUGUAAAUUGCUUUUUUUUU
Messenger RNA from Glycine soja, 1408 nucleotides. RefSeq lists its product as uncharacterized. The record is from RefSeq and is a predicted model, not a curated record. The coding region runs from base 212 to 1279 and encodes 355 amino acids. NCBI's taxonomy places the organism in Eukaryota, Viridiplantae, Streptophyta, Magnoliopsida, Fabales, Fabaceae. The transcript is spliced from 6 exons.